This is a messenger RNA of Torulaspora globosa, 1389 nucleotides long. RefSeq names its product Cue2p (gene CUE2). The transcript has a single exon. Bases 1 to 1389 code for a protein of 462 amino acids. Gene Ontology annotation, molecular function: ubiquitin binding. NCBI's taxonomy places the organism in Eukaryota, Fungi, Ascomycota, Saccharomycetes, Saccharomycetales, Saccharomycetaceae. The record is from RefSeq and is a predicted model, not a curated record.
AUGCCGAAAGGCCAAAUCGAUGGUCUAGACCAUAGUAAGUCGAAGGUGAAUGAGCUUUGUGAUGUCUUCCCCGAUAAGAAGCGCUCUGAAGUUAUUAAUGCUCUGGAAAGUGCAAAUGGCGACUUGCAAAAUGCUUGUACGAUUUUGCUAGCUGAAUCGACUGGAGCUGGAAAUUCUAUGCUCGAGGAUAGUCCUGAUCCAUUGCAAGAGUUGGAGCUUAUGUUUCCUGACGUUGAUCCCAGUAAGAUAGGGACGAUCUAUGAUCGUUGUCAAUCCAUUGAAACUGCAAUUACAGAGCUUUUAAGUUUGCCUUUAUUGCGCCUGGAAGAUGAUGAAGAGCAGAAAAGGGCUGAAAGGCAGGUGCAGACUAGUCAGUCCGCUGACUCGAGCGGAGCAGCGAAGGAAGGGACAGCUUGGAAAUCUGUCUCGCACAAGAUCAAGACAAUACAACGGUAUACCGAUGUCCCAGACUGCGUUGCUCGACAGGCUUUCCAUGAGUGCUCUUUUGAUAUAACAAGAGCGAUUAUAAAACUGGUAUGGACUACUGAUUACUAUGGAAGUGCCCAAGCUACCCGUAUGUCAAAUGAUGAUUCAAAAGAGCAAAAGCCACUACAGAACCCAAGAGGCGGUAAAGUGCAGUCAGCAAAAGGUUUUGCUCAUUCUACUAAGAAUGUCUUCGAUAAACUUGAUCAUGAGACAGAAAUCACCCCUCAACCCAGAUGCAGCGACGAUAUGUAUAUGUUCCCUGAGAGUUCUGCAAAAUUUGAAGAGCUGGAAGAGAUUCUGCAAAGUAACCCCACGAUGAGGAGCAUCAGCAAGGCAUUCUUGAAACGGGCAUUAACCUUCUAUAGGGGCAAUCUUUCAAUGACCACUUCGUUAGCGUUGCAUAUAAUUGAAGCUGACCUCCAAAGCGCAACAUACAAGUCCAGGGUUGAUUUUCUCGACAUGGAAAAGGGCUUCAAGAUAUCUGCAGAAAAUUUUCCAAGGCGUCAGGCAACUUCUAGUGGCCCGAAUAAACCAUCAACAUUUGACCCGCUGGAGUUACAAAACGAUGAACAUUAUCGUAAGAGCCAAGAAAUGAUUGCAAAGAUCUUUGAUGUUCCCAGGUUGGAUUUCCAUGGUUUCACGCCGAAAAAUGCCAUUAUAAUACUCGAGAUAUGUUUAGACAAAUGGUGGAUGCAAGAACUCUCCGAGAGAGAAAUGAAUCGUCAAAAACUGUCCAUAAGUCGUGCCCUUAAUGUUGUCCCAUUAAAGGUCAUCACUGGACGAGGAAUUCAUAGCGUGGGCGGUGUCUCAACACUCAAGAUCAGAGUUAGAAGGUAUCUUAAUGACAAUAACUACCUGUAUUCUGAAGAAUCAGCUUAUUUCAUCAUAGAGGGAAAGAAGUGA